GACAAGGAUGCCUCACCGCCGCAAAAGGUAGAGUCUCUGCGUUUCCGGUCCGUGGCUUUUUCUACCGGCUCAAUGCCCAAACGAGCGGCCUACAUUACCAAAGCCUUGAUGGAUGCCACCACCAAAUCCACAAACGCAUAUGCAGUCUUUUCAACUCCCGCGGCAGCUCGAAAAGUCGUCGCAGAGCUCAACGGAACUGAAAUCCUUGGCCGUCACAUCCGGGUGGACAGUGUUGCACACCCAAGCCCAAUGAAUCAUCGCAACUGCGUCUUUGUUGGAAACCUGGGCUUUGUCGACGACGAAACUGUUUUGAACCAGAAAGCCGACGGCGAGACCGUUGAAAAGAAGCGCAACAAGGUGCCUUCCGAUAUUGAAGAAGGCCUCUGGCGCACUUUUGGUACCCAAGGCAAGGUUGAGAACGUUCGUGUUGUGCGUGACUCCAAGACCAGAGUGGGCAAGGGAUUUGCAUACGUGCAGUUUUAUGACGCCAAUGAUGUAGAGGCAGCUCUUCUUCUCAACGGGAAAAAGUUUCCCCCCAUGCUUCCCCGUUCACUCCGUGUAACGAGGGCAAAGGAUCCGCGCAAGACGGCUCAGGCUGUCGAGCGGGCCAGGUCCAAGGCAGAUGUGGCCGAUGGCACUAGCCGCAGCACAAAGUACAAGCCCAAGGCAACUCCAGAGGAGCAGGCCGCCGCCGGACGAACCCGCAAACUGCUGGGUCGGUCUGCGGCUGCGAAACAGCGACGUCCCGGCAGGAGGUCGUUUGCAUCGGCGGCAAAGGACGGUGAGGCGGCAGAAGGCGGAAUCAAGACUCCGGAGGCCAUCAUUUUCGAGGGCCGCAGAGCAUCGUCCAAGGAUGGGCUUCCCAAGGACCUCAAAAUGGGCAAGAAAAAUAAGAAGAAGGCGGGCAGGCCAAUGAGACCGCAGAACCGCGGCGCUAAACGGGCUGCGGCAUGGAAGAAGAAGUGAAGAAAAGGAAAAAUCACUCGAGGCGAGCAAGAAGAGAAAAUCGACAAGGGCAAUGCGGAUUGAGAAAAAGAGGAAAAUAGACAAUCCUGGGAGUGCCGCCCUGCUCCAGGUUAAGCAACGUGGGUGAUGAGCGAAGUGAGUCGAGUUGAUUCCCUGCUUUUGCCUUGCUGGCCCUGGGGCUUGUAAAAGGCAGCACUUUGGUAUAAGGUCCGAAGUAUAAUACGGGCGUGUUUUCUGUGGAAAGGCGGCGAGUUGGCUUACUCAUCACAUGAGAGGGCAGGCGGGCCGUCUUUUUAAAAAGUGUACAUAUCAAAAGUCGGUUUUUUUUUUUUUCACUGCGUUUCCCCUCUCCUUUUGGGAGCCCUCUUUUAAUCACUGCCUGCUGCCU
This is a messenger RNA of Trichoderma harzianum CBS 226.95, 1354 nucleotides long. RefSeq lists its product as hypothetical. Bases 73 to 966 code for a protein of 297 amino acids. The transcript has 2 exons. NCBI's taxonomy places the organism in Eukaryota, Fungi, Ascomycota, Sordariomycetes, Hypocreales, Hypocreaceae. The record is from RefSeq and is a predicted model, not a curated record. Gene Ontology annotation, molecular function: RNA binding.